Messenger RNA from Botrytis fragariae, 2472 nucleotides. Its product is annotated as putative cell division control protein cdc48 protein. The transcript has 6 exons. The coding region runs from base 1 to 2472 and encodes 823 amino acids. Lineage: Eukaryota; Fungi; Ascomycota; Leotiomycetes; Helotiales; Sclerotiniaceae. The record is from RefSeq and is a predicted model, not a curated record. Gene Ontology annotation, cellular component: nucleus; VCP-NPL4-UFD1 AAA ATPase complex; cytosol. Gene Ontology annotation, molecular function: polyubiquitin modification-dependent protein binding; ATP binding; ATP hydrolysis activity. Gene Ontology annotation, biological process: mitotic spindle disassembly; autophagosome maturation; retrograde protein transport, ER to cytosol.
AUGUCUGCUGAACCCGACCACGUCGAGCACAAGAAGAAGGUCAAUCUCAAUGAUGCAUCUGGUGCUGAGCACAAAGGCAAUGAUGAUAUUGCAACUGCCAUCUUAAAGAAGAAGAAGAAGCCAAACUCGUUGAUGGUUACUGAUGCUAUCAACGAUGAUAACUCUGUUAUCGCUCUCUCCAACAAUACCAUGGAAACUUUACAAUUGUUCCGUGGAGAUACCGUUUUAGUUAAGGGAAAGAAGCGCAAGGACACUGUUCUCAUUGUUCUUGCUGAUGACGAUCUCGAUGAUGGAAGCGCACGUAUGAACCGUGUUGUUAGACAUAACCUCCGUGUUAAGCACGGUGACGUUAUUACCGUUCACCCAUGUCCGGAUAUCAAAUAUGCCAAGCGCAUUGCAGUCCUCCCUAUCGCCGAUACUGUCGAAGGUCUCACCGGAUCUUUAUUCGAUGUUUUCUUAGCACCAUAUUUCCGCGAAGCCUACCGACCUGUACGACAAGGCGAUCUUUUCACAGUUCGUGGUGGUAUGAGACAAGUUGAAUUCAAGGUUGUUGAGGUCGACCCUCCCGAGUACGGAAUCGUAGCCCAAGAUACAGUCAUCCACUGCGAAGGAGAGCCCAUCCAGCGUGAAGAUGAAGAAGGCAAUUUGAACGAGGUCGGAUACGACGACAUUGGAGGAUGCAGAAAGCAAAUGGCACAGAUCAGAGAGAUGGUUGAGUUGCCAUUAAGACAUCCCCAAUUAUUUAAAUCUAUCGGUAUCAAGCCUCCUCGUGGUGUUCUCAUGUUUGGUCCACCAGGUACUGGUAAGACACUCAUGGCCAGAGCCGUUGCAAACGAGACCGGUGCUUUCUUUUUCUUAAUCAACGGACCCGAGAUUAUGUCAAAGAUGGCCGGUGAAUCCGAAUCGAAUUUGCGCAAGGCUUUCGAAGAGGCUGAGAAGAAUUCGCCUGCGAUCAUCUUCAUCGACGAGAUCGACUCUAUUGCACCAAAGCGUGACAAGACCAACGGAGAAGUCGAACGUCGUGUUGUCUCGCAAUUGCUUACCCUUAUGGACGGCAUGAAGGCUAGAUCCAAUGUUGUUGUCAUGGCCGCCACAAACAGACCUAACUCCAUCGACCCUGCUCUCCGUCGUUUCGGUCGUUUCGAUCGUGAAGUCGAUAUUGGUAUCCCUGAUCCAACUGGUCGUCUUGAAAUCCUUCAAAUCCACACUAAGAACAUGAAGUUGGGUGAGGAUGUUGAUCUCGAGCAAAUCGCCUCCGAGACUCACGGAUACGUUGGUUCUGAUGUUGCCUCCCUCUGCUCCGAAGCUGCCAUGCAGCAAAUUCGUGAAAAGAUGGAUCUUAUCGAUCUUGAUGAAGAUACUAUCGACGCCGAGGUUCUCGACUCCCUUGGUGUUACCAUGGACAACUUCCGCUUCGCCCUCGGUGUUUCCAACCCAUCUGCUCUUCGCGAAGUUGCAGUUGUCGAAGUUCCAAACGUUCGCUGGGACGACAUCGGAGGAUUGGAAGAGGUCAAGCGCGAGCUCAUCGAGAGCGUGCAAUACCCCGUCGAUCACCCAGAAAAGUUCCUCAAGUUCGGUCUUUCUCCAUCUCGUGGUGUCUUGUUUUACGGUCCUCCUGGUACUGGUAAGACCUUGCUCGCCAAGGCUGUUGCUAACGAGUGUUCUGCAAACUUCAUUUCCGUUAAGGGUCCAGAAUUGCUGAGUAUGUGGUUCGGUGAAUCUGAGUCCAACAUCAGAGAUAUUUUCGACAAGGCUCGUGCUGCCGCACCUUGUGUUGUUUUCCUCGAUGAGCUUGAUUCUAUUGCCAAGUCUCGUGGUGGAUCUAACGGUGAUGCUGGUGGAGCUUCUGACCGUGUUGUCAACCAACUUUUGACUGAAAUGGAUGGUAUGACCUCGAAAAAGAACGUUUUCGUCAUUGGUGCUACCAACAGACCUGAGCAACUUGACAACGCUCUUUGCAGACCUGGUCGUCUUGACACCCUUGUCUACGUUCCACUUCCUAACGAGAGCUCUCGUGCUGGUAUCUUGAAGGCACAACUCAGAAAGACCCCAGUCGCCGACGAUGUUGAUCUCAGCUACAUUGCAUCCCGUACUCACGGUUUCUCUGGUGCUGAUUUGGGAUUCAUCACCCAACGUGCCGUCAAGCUCGCCAUCAAGGAAUCUAUUUCUUUGGACAUCGAACGUCGCAAGGCUCUCGAGGCCGCUGGUGGUGACGUUGACAUGGAGGAUGAGGAUGUUGAGGACCCAGUUCCAAAAUUGACUAAGGCGCAUUUCGAAGAGGCCAUGUCACAAGCCAGAAGAUCCGUUUCUGAUGUCGAAAUCCGCCGAUAUGAGGCAUUCGCUCAGAGCAUGAAGAGCUCUGGGCCUGGAGCUUUCUUCAAGUUCCCAGAAGCUGGUGAGGCUGCCGAGGCUAACGGAGGAGGUGCUGGUGGAUUUGGUGAUGCUGGAAACGACGACAGUCUUUACGACUAA